AUGAAGCCCCGCAAGCCGUCGAGCGAUGGCUUCAUCUACUGCUACGGCAACCUCUACAGCCUGCUCUUCUACUGGGGACUGGUGACCUUCCGGGUGCGCACCCAGAGUGACGGCGGAGCAGCUUCAUCACCUGUGAGCGUGUUGUAUGCGGUCUGCGUCCGGUGUUUCGCCGUCUGUGGCUACCUGGGCAGCGUGCUGAUUAAGCUGGAGGAUGAGCGAAUGGCCGCCGCCAUGAUUGGCCACCUCACUCCCGUGGUCAAGGUGAUCAUCAUGUGGGAGUGCCUCAGCUGCUCGAUUACCUACGUGGAAAACUUCCUCACGCUGGACGUCCAGCGGCGCCGCCACGUCAAGCUGCUGGCCAACAUGCAGGGCUUCGACCUUGCCAUUUCCGAGGAGUUUCCCUCCGUGCGCUGGAACUACCAGCGUACUCGCUCCAAGUACUGGUACGGGACUGUGAUUGUGACUAUCUGCUUCUUCUCCUUCUCUCUGUCGCUCAUCCUCGACAUGGCUCGGUGCACCUGCGGCCUCUCGUCCACCCUGCUGAUGGCUGGCACCUACAUCCUGCUGACGAGCUCCCUGGGCCUGGUGGGAUUUGUUCACAUUGCCAUCAUGGAUUUCGUGCGGCUGCGCCUGCGCCUCAUCCAGAAGCUGCUCCAUCAAGAGUACGAAGGAAGUACUGGUAGCGAUCGUCCACAAACGACGGUCCAUCGGAGGAUUGCCAAGCUGUUCGAGUUCACCAAGCGGUGCUCCCAUUUGCUGGCAGAGUUGAAUGCAGUGUUUGGGUUCGCGGCUGCCGCCGGGUUCUUCUACGAGUUCAGCCUGAUGACCUGCUUUGUGUACGUGAUCUGCCAGAAGGUUCUGGGGUCCGAGGCCUGGGACCUAGAGUACACAUUCAUGCUGCUCCACGUCACGCUUCACUCCUACAAGCUAAUCAUCACCAGCACCUAUGGCUAUCUGCUUCAGCGGGAGAAGCGAAACUGCCUCCGCCUCCUUGGCCUCUACUCGCAGCACUUUCCCCAGCAGCCACUGGCCCGCAGUCAGGUGGAGGACUUCCAGCAUUGGCGCAUGCACAACAGGCAGGCGGCCCUCAUCGGGAGCAGCAUACCGCUCAGUGUGUCAACCAUUUUCCUGGUGUACAACGGCAUGGCCAACUAUGUGAUUAUCCUGGUGCAACUGCUAUUCCAGCAGCAGCAGAUCAAGGAGCGGCAGAGGGAAUUAGGUAGGGACGUGGACAUUGUGGGGCCAAUGGGUCCCCGCACUCAUUUGGAUUAG
Molecule: messenger RNA, 1272 nt
Organism: Drosophila persimilis
Lineage: Eukaryota; Metazoa; Arthropoda; Insecta; Diptera; Drosophilidae
Gene: Gr47b
Product: putative gustatory receptor 47b
Exons: 3
Coding region: 1-1272 (423 amino acids)
Source: RefSeq, a predicted model, not a curated record